AUACCCUCUAUCACUCUUUCUCUAAACUCUCAGAUGGCGUCAAAUUACUUCACAAGCACCGCUUAUAGAACCAAUUCUUCCUCAUUCCUGCCAAAACCCUACCUUUCCUCACUCAAUCCGGCGCAUUCGCCGCUCAAAUCCUUGAAUACUACACAGCGUUCAACAUCUGGUAAGAAAAACCCAGUCUUUUGCACAUUCACAGCUCACCCAAUGAAGGAAGUUGAAAAGAGUGAUAAAGAUGAAGUCCUCCUCAGGCCAGACUCUUUCGGUCGGUUCGGCAAGUUCGGUGGUAAGUAUGUCCCGGAAACUUUAAUGUAUGCCCUAACGGAGCUCGAAUCUGCUUUUCGAUCUCUCGCGGACGACCACGAAUUCCAGAAAGAACUUGAUGGGAUAUUGAAAGAUUAUGUUGGUAGAGAGAGUCCUCUUUAUUUUGCUGAGAGGCUAACUGAACACUAUAAACGCCCCAAUGGUGAAGGACCUCAUAUCUAUCUCAAGAGGGAAGAUCUUAACCACACUGGUGCUCAUAAGAUCAACAAUGCUGUGGCUCAAGCUCUUCUGGCUAAGCGUAUAGGUAAGACACGCAUUAUUGCUGAAACAGGGGCUGGUCAGCAUGGAGUUGCCACUGCAACUGUUUGUGCUAGGUUUGGCUUACCAUGUAUUAUCUACAUGGGAGCUCAAGAUAUGGAAAGACAGGCACUUAAUGUCUUCAGAAUGCGACUUCUUGGAGCUGAGGUUAGAGCAGUUCAUUCAGGAACAGCAACCUUAAAGGAUGCGACAUCUGAAGCUAUAAGGGACUGGGUUACUAACGUGGAGUCAACCCAUUAUAUAUUGGGAUCGGUUGCUGGUCCACAUCCAUACCCUAUGAUGGUUCGAGAGUUUCAUGCAGUGAUUGGUAAGGAAACAAGGAGACAAGCCAUGGACAAAUGGGGAGGAAAGCCUGAUGUUCUAGUUGCUUGUGUUGGUGGAGGUUCAAAUGCUAUGGGACUGUUUCAUGAAUUUGUUGACGAUAAAGAAGUUAGAUUGAUUGGAGUUGAAGCUGCUGGUUUUGGUAUUGAUAGUGGUAAGCAUGCUGCUACUUUGACUAAAGGAGAAGUUGGAGUUUUACAUGGAGCAAUGAGUUACUUAUUGCAGGACGACGAUGGGCAGAUAAUCGAGCCUCAUUCCAUUAGUGCCGGACUGGAUUAUCCUGGAGUUGGGCCAGAACAUAGUUUCUUGAAGGAUUUAGGACGUGCUGAAUACUAUAGCAUCACAGAUGAAGAGGCAUUGGAUGCUUUCAAGAGAUUAUCUCGUUUGGAGGGAAUUAUCCCAGCACUUGAGACAUCGCAUGCACUGGCUUAUCUGGAGUAUCUUUGCCCUACACUCGAAAAUGGAACUAAAGUGGUUUUAAAUUGCAGUGGGAGAGGAGACAAGGAUGUUCAUACCGUCACCAAACAUUUGAAGCUCUAAUAAUGGAAGAAGAUUAAAUUGGUAAUAAAUUGGUAUGAUUUGGCAUUGACAGUUAAUUUACCUUGAAUAAUAUAUGGUUUUAUAAUAUGUAACUUCAGAUUAAUCUGGUGGUUGUGUCUCAAGUCUCAACAAGAAAUCAAGAACCCUUGUUUUCUUGUCUACCAUUUGUACAAUUUGGAUCAUUUGAAAAUUAUUUCUGGAGUUGGAAUUGUAUGA
Messenger RNA from Impatiens glandulifera, 1662 nucleotides. Its product is annotated as tryptophan synthase beta chain 1. Lineage: Eukaryota; Viridiplantae; Streptophyta; Magnoliopsida; Ericales; Balsaminaceae. The record is from RefSeq and is a predicted model, not a curated record. Gene Ontology annotation, molecular function: tryptophan synthase activity. Bases 34 to 1446 code for a protein of 470 amino acids. Gene Ontology annotation, cellular component: chloroplast stroma; cytoplasm. The transcript has 5 exons. Gene Ontology annotation, biological process: L-tryptophan biosynthetic process.